AUGGAUUUUGGAGGAGCAUACGGCAGCUUGGGUGGUCCCAACAUUACCAUCAACAGCCUCACAAGAGACAAGAUUUCUUUUAUUCUAAGUGAUACCGAUUUAAGUGUUGCCAAUGCGUUACGUCGAGUCAUGAUUGCAGAGGUGCCGACUGUAGCCAUCGAUAUGGUCGAAUUUGAGACGAAUACAACUGUUCUUGCCGACGAGUUCCUUUCACAUCGACUUGGUAUGGUGCCUAUCGAUAGUCGCGAUGUCGAAAAGUUGAGAUACACCAGAGAUUGUACUUGCUCUCAAUACUGCCCUGAAUGCUCUGUUGAAUUGACAAUGCAUGUCAAAUGUACCGAUGAUCGAACAAAAUACGUCACGAGUCGAGAUCUGAUAUCAUCCAAUCCAUCCUUUGUUCCUGUUAUACAAGAUAAGGAUGACCCAGGUGUAUUGCUAGCCAAGUUACGCAAGGGCCACGAGCUUAAACUCAAGUGUAUUGCAAAGAAAGGAGUAGCAAAGGAGCAUGCUAAAUGGAGUCCGGUCUGUGGUGUGGCUUUCGAAUAUGAUCCUUACAAUAAGCUGCGGCAUACCCAGUAUUGGUUUGAGGAGAGUGAAAAGGAAUGGCCAUUGAGUCACAAUGCAAAGUAUGAAGAUCCACCCGAUCCUGAAGCACCCUUUGAUUACAAUGCAAAACCCGAUCGAUUUUAUUUUGAAGCAGAGACUGUUGGAUCAUUAUCACCUGAUGAAGUUGUGACCAUGGCACUCAAGACGCUGGUUGAUAAGCUGGCCUAUGUACAAAUGCAGAUUCAAGAAGAGGUGGAUACGAAGGAUCAAGAUAAUGUGAAUGCAUGGAAUUUCUAG
This is a messenger RNA of Lichtheimia ornata, 843 nucleotides long. RefSeq lists its product as uncharacterized. NCBI's taxonomy places the organism in Eukaryota, Fungi, Mucoromycota, Mucoromycetes, Mucorales, Lichtheimiaceae. Gene Ontology annotation, cellular component: RNA polymerase II, core complex. Gene Ontology annotation, biological process: DNA-templated transcription. The transcript has 8 exons. The record is from RefSeq and is a predicted model, not a curated record. The coding region runs from base 1 to 843 and encodes 280 amino acids. Gene Ontology annotation, molecular function: protein dimerization activity; DNA binding; DNA-directed RNA polymerase activity.